Messenger RNA from Dermacentor albipictus, 2691 nucleotides. Its product is annotated as very long chain fatty acid elongase 4-like. Gene Ontology annotation, molecular function: fatty acid elongase activity. The record is from RefSeq and is a predicted model, not a curated record. Gene Ontology annotation, cellular component: endoplasmic reticulum membrane. NCBI's taxonomy places the organism in Eukaryota, Metazoa, Arthropoda, Arachnida, Ixodida, Ixodidae. Gene Ontology annotation, biological process: fatty acid elongation, polyunsaturated fatty acid; fatty acid elongation, monounsaturated fatty acid; sphingolipid biosynthetic process.
CGAUUUGCAAGAUGUCAGCCGCCCGGCCCGGAGUGGCGUGAACCCAAGGAUGGGACCGAUGCGAGCGGGACCAUCUGGGUCACCAGGAAGACGGCGAGGAUACCACCACCACGCCGGGAGAGGGCGGCGGCGGCAGGAGGUGGUUCCGCGCUGCUCCUCGCCGUCCACGAGUGAAAGUCUUCGCGGCUCCUGCCGGUGCUAGUCGACCGGCGGCGGGGCACGUCUUCCUUCCCGACUCUACUACGACGACGGCGGCGGCCGCGCGACGGCAUCGCGUCCAGCGACGACGACCACCGAGCACAGGGUCCGCUGCUGCAGCUGACACGAACGCACCAUGGAGCUAGUGCAGCAGGCGUUGACCGUGCUGUUCUGGCCUUUCACCAGCUUCUAUCAGACGUACCUAUGGUGCACUUCAUUCGCAGAUCGGCGGACGGAGAACUGGCUGCUCGUCAAGUCGCCGAUCCCGAUGUUGCUCAUCAUCGCUGCCUACCUGUGCGUGGUUCGGUACGGGCCCCGCAUCAUGGCUUCGAGGCCGCCCUUCCAAUUGAAGCCCUUUCUUGUCAUCUACAACUUCACGGUCGCCGCACUCAACCUGUAUAUCGCCAUAGAGAUAUUGUAUUGCAUAACCAAGCGGAGAUACAGCUGGUUGUGCCAACUGGUUGACUACAGCGACAAUCCGUGGGAGAUCAGGAUAGCACGUGCACUGUGGUGGUACUACAUGAGCAAGCUGAUCGAGUUGAUGGACACGGUGUUCUUCGUACUUCGCAAGAAGGACAACCAGCUCACCUACCUGCACGUGUACCACCACUCAACCAUGUUCUUCUUCUGGUGGAUCGGCAUCCGAUGGGUCGCCGGAGGAUCGGCUGCUCCUGGUCCAAGCAUCAACUGCCUUGUGCACGUGCUCAUGUAUUCGUACUAUGGCUUGACUGCACUUGGCCCUGCUGUGCAGAAGUACCUCUGGUGGAAGAAGCACCUCACACUUAUACAGCUUGUGCAAUUCAGCAUUGGCCUGGGCUUUGGCAUCAAUGCCAUCUUCAGUGGCUGCAAAUUCACGCGAUGGAUGCAAUAUGCCUUCAUCGUGUACGCCUUCUCUUUCCUCGUACUAUUUGGAAACUUCUACAUUCAUGCUUACAGGAGCAGGUAUCAAGCCAAGGCAAGCAAAUCUAAGGAGUUCGGGGAGCUAUCCCAAGCGGACAGCGAUUCCAUCGACAAGCAGUACCUCUUGCCCUCGCUGAGCACAAUGUGCUUUCCGGAGGGGGUCAUGGAUAGUGACUUCAAGAAGAGGGAUUAGGGCAUCAACACAUUGCCUUUGGGAUGGACUCAGUUCCUUUCAGUCCUUACACCACUCAAUGUGGAGUCACAUCAGUCAGUGGUCCCACGCACUGUCAUAGGAUUUUAAAUUGUAGAUGGUCUUGCUCAGUGUAGUACGCAUGGAAGAACAGCUGUUGCUGUGUGCAUGGCUCACGUGAUAUAUGCGUGUUACGAUCAUUCAGCCAAUCUGCAAAAGGCGAAACAAUGUGUGAUAGCCGUGUCCCAGACUCGUUUCUAUAAAACAUGGCUAUGCUGGGACAAGUUUUGUUUUGCGAUAGGAGCUUGAUGUGUCUUACCACAGAAGCAAAAAAAAAAAGUGUUGUCGUGUGUGUUUAUAGUAAACAGAAACAUUACAUUGUUUACUCACUGAACUUCCAAUGGCUCACUUCAAGCAAACUACAUGUGUUGGAGCUUAAGCUGAAAGCUCUUUAGUAGCAAGUGUGAAUAUUCAGCAAUAGUUACUGUUUUUCAUUGCGGCUUAUUGUAUAUUCUGUUUCCUCUCAUAGUUUAUGACAGCAAGUUAGAAAAUGAAGCUAAGAAAUAGGCCUUGUGGAAUGCAAGAUUCAUCUCAUCUGCUGUACUGUUGUAUUGACUACUAUGUAUUUACUAAGAGGUAGCACACACUUUGGUUCUCUUUCAGGCAAAUGGCUGUCAUUUAAGGUGUUAUAAUUUCAGCUAAAAGUACUGCUGACAGGCGGUGGAUCACCAAGACAAUGAUGAAGUGUUUGCAAGUGGGAGAAAUACCCGCUCCUGAAUGCAAGAACUAUGCCACAACAUUAUAUACAAGGACAGUCCAUCCUACAACAUUACCAUGAUGCUACAGUGGCCUACACAUUAACUCUGCCAUGCCCUUGUACUGCACAUGGUCAAGGCCAAAUUCUCAAAUUAACAUCAAUCUAAAGAACCUUGCUUCAAAGUGACUAUGCUGGGAAGCAACUGGGAAGCAUGGGUGGGAAGCCUUAUUGCACAUACCUUCACAUUCAAUCUCCACCACUGUGUCAUUCUAAGCAAGGUUCCAAGGGGAGAAUUUGGUACAGCAUGUAAUGUACGCUGGGCGUUACAGGGUCACACUGCACUCAUGCACCCACUGCAGGGCAAAAAAGAAAUACAGUACAGUUCUCUCAUGUUAGGCAAUAGAUUUCACAAUAGUAAUGCUGCCUUGAUAAUAGGAUGUCAGAAAUUAAUGUUAUGAUAAAUAAAGCACAUAAACUUGCAUAUCGCAUUUUACACCAAACUUACUCCAUAUUUUAAUGCAUGACUAUGGGGUUACAUAAGAAGGGAAACAUGGAAACAUUUUACAAGCUUGUGUGAAUCUUUUAGUGCAUUAGGAAAUGUUCAUAACUACUUCAUGACUGAAAUAAAAUCGUGUUAAUGCAGUAA